UUCUCCUCUCUUCUCUCACCUGCAAAAUGCCAUUCUCCCCUUUAAAUCCUCCCCAUCUUACCCUCCUCUCUCUACCGAUAGGGUUAUCCAUCUCCAUUUGUCUUCUUCUUCUUCUUCUUCUUCUUAGAAGUCGAUAUGUGGAAUUCGUCGGAGAACUUGUUCUCGAGGUCGAACUCAUCCAAAGAGAUCGAAGAUGAUGAGGAGACCCUCCGAUGGGCCGCUCUCGAGAGAUUGCCGACCUACAAUCGCGUCUCCAGAGGGAUCUUCCGCAGCGCCGGCGGAGAUUCCACUGAGGUCGAGAUCGGCAACCUCAAGCCUCACGAGCGGAAACUCGUUCUUGACCGCCUCUUCAAUGCAGCUGGCGAGGAUGCGGGCCAACUCCUUCAUCGUAUGAGGAAGAGAUUUGAUGCAGUAGAUUUGAAGUUCCCAAAGAUUGAGGUUCGUUUCCAGCAGCUAAAAGCAGAUGCAUAUGUCCACAUUGGAAGCAGAGCAUUACCCACAGUUCCUAAUGUUGUUUUCAACAUGACUGAGGUCUUCUUGAGGCAGUUCAAGAUCUUCCCAGGCAGGAGAAAGCGGUUAUCAAUAUUGAAUAACAUUAGUGGGAUCAUUAGGCCUGCAAGAAUGACACUGCUGCUGGGUCCUCCAAGCUCUGGAAAGACCACUUUGCUUUUGGCUAUUGCUGGACGGCCCGGACCUGGUCUGGAGAUGUCAGGAAGCAUUAUGUAUAACGGACAUGGCCUAAAAGAAUUUGUUCCUCAAAAGACGACAGCUUAUGUCAGUCAGCAGGAUUGGCUUGUGCCAGAGAUGACAGUGCGGGAAACUUUCGAGUUUGCAGCACGUUGUCAGGGUGUUGGGAUCAAAUAUGAUAUGCUCUUGGAACUUUCAAGGCGAGAGAAGAAUGCUGGUAUAAAACCUGAUGUGGAUCUUGAUAUAUUCAUGAAGGCAUUAUCUUUGGGGGGAGAAAAGACGGGCCUUGUCGUGGAGUACAUAAUGAAGGUUUUAGGCUUGGACACCUGUGCUGAUACAUUGGUGGGAGAUGAAAUGCUUAAAGGAAUCUCUGGGGGACAGAAGAAGCGUCUUAGUACAGGUGAAUUGCUCAUUGGUCCAGCUAGAGUGCUGUUCAUGGAUGAAAUAUCAACUGGUCUUGACAGUUCAACAGCAUAUCAAAUUGUCAAUUAUCUCAGGCAUUUGACACAUGCACUUGAUGGGACCACUGUCAUAUCUCUGUUGCAGCCGGCUCCUGAGACUUACGAGUUAUUUGAUGAUAUUAUUCUUAUAUGUGAAGGCGUGAUUGUGUAUCAGGGACCUCGUGCUGCUGCUCUUGACUUCUUUGCAUUUAUGGGUUUUAAGUGCCCUGAACGUAAAAAUGUGGCUGACUUUUUGCAAGAAGUUACAUCAGAGAAGGAUCAAUGGCAGUAUUGGUCUGUUCCUGACCGCCCAUACCAAUACAUAACAGUAGCGAAAUUUGCAAAAGCGUUUCAUUCAUGUACUAUUGGUAAGAGUUUAUCCCAGGAGCUCUCUGUUCCAUUUGACCGGCUGUCUGAUUAUCCUGCCGCACUGUCUAUGUCUAACUAUGGUGUGAGCAGAGCUGAGCUUCUUAAGGCCAGUUUUUCCUGGCAAAUGUUAUUGAUGAAACGGAACUCUUUUAUCUCUGUCUUCAAAUUCAUGCAGCUCUUAUUUGUUGCUCUGAUGACAACGACAGUAUUUUUCCGGACAAAUAUGCACCACAAGACGGUUGAGGAUGGAGUUGUAUAUCUUGGGGCUAUGUACUUGGCAACUAUAGUAGUUCUAUUUAAUGGAUUCACGGAAGCUGCUUUGUUGAUGGCAAAACUUCCGGUGCUUUACAAGCAUAGGGACUCACACUUCUAUCCCUGCUGGAUUUACUCACUUCCUUCCUGGGUCUUGAGUGUUCCAACUUCACUAGUAGAGUCUGGUAUAUGGGUGGUGGUUACAUACUAUGCCAUUGGCUUUGAUCCACUAAUAACUCGAUUCCUCCGGCACUUCCUUUUAUUUUUCAUUUUGCACCAGAUGUCUUUGCCUUUUUUCCGUUUGUUGGCAUCCUUGGGUCGGAAUAUGAUAGUGGCCAACACCAUUGGAUCUUUUGCAUUGUUGGUCGUCAUGGUUCUUGGAGGAUUUAUCCUCUCUAGAGAUAGCAUUCCAAGCUGGUGGAUUUGGGGGUACUGGUUUUCUCCAUUGAUGUAUGCUCAGAAUGCAGUUUCUGUAAACGAGUUUCUUGGACAUUCUUGGCAUAAGAAAGCUUCAAACUACACGAAUGUAUCAUUAGGUGAAAUGGUGUUGAAAGCGCGUGGUUUAUUUACAGAGGGUUACUGGUAUUGGAUUGGUGUUGGUGCUUUGUUAGGUUAUACAGUCAUAUUCAACAUCCUGUUGACAUUCGCUUUGACUUGGCUCAAUCCUCUGGGGAAGAAACAGGCGGUCGUGUCUAAAGAAGAGCUCCAAGGAAGGGAUCCAAAAAGGAAAGAAGGAGUAAAUGGUAACGGACAAAGAGGCAUGGUUCUUCCCUUUCAACCUCUUUCCAUGUGCUUCAGCAAUAUCAAUUACUAUGUGGAUUUGCCUGUGGAACUGAGGAAGCAAGGCAUCUUAGAAGAUCGACUGCAGUUGUUAGUUAAUGUUACUGGAGCAUUUAGGCCAGGAGUGCUUACGGCUUUGGUUGGAGUCAGUGGUGCUGGUAAAACUACCCUCAUGGAUGUUUUAGCUGGUAGGAAAACUGGCGGACUUGUCGAAGGGAGCAUAACUAUUUCUGGUUAUCCGAAAAACCAGGAAACGUUUGCAAGAAUUGCUGGUUACUGUGAACAGGAUGACAUCCAUUCUCCAUGCAUUACUGUUUAUGAAUCAAUUCUAUACUCUGCAUGGUUGCGGUUACCAUCUGAUGUUGAUUUAGAAACGCAAAGGGUUUUUGUGGAAGAGGUGAUGGAACUUGUGGAGCUCACUUCAUUAAGUGGUGCCAUCAUUGGUCUACCAGGUGUUGAUGGGCUAUCCACAGAACAACGCAAAAGGUUGACCAUUGCAGUGGAGCUUGUUGCUAAUCCUUCUAUCGUCUUCAUGGAUGAGCCCACUUCGGGAUUGGAUGCCAGGGCUGCGGCCAUUGUUAUGAGAACAGUGAGGAAUAUCGCGGAUACUGGGCGGACGAUUGUGUGCACAAUCCACCAGCCAAGCAUUGAUAUUUUUGAAUCUUUUGAUGAGCUUUUGUUUAUGAAGUGUGGGGGGGAGCUUAUUUAUUCUGGUCCAGUGGGCACCAAUUCCCACAAGCUUGUUGAGUAUUUUGAGAUGGUUGAAGGAGUUCCUAAGAUAAAGGCUGGUUAUAACCCAGCAGCAUGGAUACUGGAGGUCACCUCUACCGAACAAGAAAGUCGACUCGGUGUGGACUUUGCUGAAGUUUACCGCAGAUCUAAUCUAUUCCAGCAGAACAGAGCAUUAGUUGAGAUUCUAAGCAAACCAAAUAAUGACUCAGAAGAUUUAAGUUUUCCGACCAAGUACUCGCAACCAUUUCUUGUACAAUUUAUUGCUUGUCUUUGGAAGCAAAAUCUGUCUUACUGGAGAAACCCACAGUAUACUGCAGUGCGCCUCUUCUAUACUAUCAUCGUUUCCUUGAUGGUUGGAACAAUCUAUUGGAGAUUUGGCUCUAAAAGGGAGAUGCAGCAGGAUUUCUUAAAUGCCAUGGGAUCCAUGUAUGUAGCAGUCAUAUUCGUUGGACUUACCAAUGCGAUUGCUGUUAUGCCAGUGGUUUUCAUUGAAAGGCUUGUUUCAUACCGAGAGAGAGCUGCAGGGAUGUAUUCUGCUCUACCAUUUGCAUUUGCCCAGGUUGCUAUUGAGUUUCCGUAUGUAUUUGUACAGACACUUAUCUUUGGCUCUUUGUUCUACUCCAUGGCCUCAUUUGAAUGGGCCCUGUGGAAAUUCAUCUGGUACCUAUUCUUUAUGUAUUUCACUUUAUUGUACUGCACAUUUUUUGGCAUGAUGUGUGGUGCAAUCACACCCAAUCAGCACAUGGCCCCCAUUGUCGCUUCCCCAUUUUAUAUGAUGUGGAACCUCUUCUGUGGAUUCAUAAUCACUCGCAAGAGUUUGCCUGUGUGGUGGAGAUGGUUUUACUGGGCUAACCCUGUAGCCUGGAGUCUGUAUGGCCUUCUGACGUCCCAAUAUGGUGACAUUGACAAACCCAUGAAGCUGUGGGACGGACUUCACUCAGUGAGUGUAAGAAAAUUCCUGGAGGACCACUUUGGCUUCCGGCGUGAUUUCUUGGGCAUAGCUGGAGUCAUGGUGGUUAGUUUCUGUGUGAUGUUUGCUCUGAUUUUUGCUUUUUCAAUCAAAUAUCUCAAAUUCCAGAGGAGAUAGGACAGGAGUUGCAUCAUUUGCAGGUAUUGGAUACUGAUAGUCGAUCAAUGUUAUAACUGUCAUAGGAGUUUUGUAUUUAAGUGUAUCUUUCCUCUAUAAUGCAAUGGUUACUAUUGUGCCCUUAUAAUUAA
Magnolia sinica is the source of this 4478-nucleotide messenger RNA. Its product is annotated as ABC transporter G family member 31-like. Gene Ontology annotation, cellular component: membrane. Bases 136 to 4347 code for a protein of 1403 amino acids. Lineage: Eukaryota; Viridiplantae; Streptophyta; Magnoliopsida; Magnoliales; Magnoliaceae. The transcript is spliced from 24 exons. The record is from RefSeq and is a predicted model, not a curated record. Gene Ontology annotation, molecular function: ABC-type transporter activity; ATP hydrolysis activity; ATP binding.